This is a messenger RNA of Cyanidioschyzon merolae strain 10D, 1575 nucleotides long. Its product is annotated as similar to Protein phosphatase 2C. The coding region runs from base 1 to 1575 and encodes 524 amino acids. Gene Ontology annotation, molecular function: protein serine/threonine phosphatase activity; cation binding. The transcript has a single exon. Gene Ontology annotation, biological process: protein dephosphorylation. The record is from RefSeq and is a predicted model, not a curated record. NCBI's taxonomy places the organism in Eukaryota, Rhodophyta, Bangiophyceae, Cyanidiales, Cyanidiaceae.
AUGCCGAGCGCGAGUGGAGAACGUUUGGACGUGUCGAACGACGCGUUGCAACGCUUGUCCACGUCGAGCUUCUCCACUGUCUCCGUAGACUCUGCUGAAAGGCUCUCUGCGGAGCAGUUCAAAGCCAUCAAGGAGCCGCUCGCUGCCAGGGCAAGAGUUGAGACUCGCGAAAUGUCGGGUGUUCCAAUACCCAAAACAAACAAAAGUCGUGCGAGCGCUGAAGGCACGUCCUUGGGUUCUUCGCUGCGGCGUGCGGCUUCGCGUCUGUUCCAGCCACUGCGGCGCAGUGAGUCGGGACGCAGUCUUUCGAGUCGCCUGAGAGGGCGAGAUUCAGUUGCCGAUUCUGCGGCUUCGCGGAGGCGACUGCUCCCUUUCUCGCAGGUUUACGCCCAUGGUGUCGUCGAGGAGCAGGGCCGGCGACCAACCAUGGAAGAUCGGUGUUGCACGCUAGUCAUUGGCGACGGGGCGGAUGCGAUCGGCAUAUUCGGCGUUUUCGAUGGCCACGGUGGAAAACUUGCAAGCAACUAUUGUCACGAUCAUUUUCUCGAGCGAUUACUGGCACAUGAUGCUUUUAUAACGGACACGGAACGAGCCCUCACUGAGACUUGUCAUCUUAUUGACCAGGAAAUUCUCGCGGAAUCCGUGCGGAAGCGGACGUACGCGGGUACAACCGUUGCACUUGCAGUACUGAAAGACGGGAAAAUAUACUGCUGCAAUGUUGGCGACUCGCGAACCGUGCUCUGCGCUGCAGGCGGUGUCGCGGUACCGCUCAGCGUGGACCACAGUCCCAUGGUGCCCCAGGAGGUACGCCGCAUCAAGGCCGCCGGCGGCUUUAUCAAUUCCCGCGGUGUCAACGGGUACAUAUCACUGACGAGGGCGCUCGGUGAUCUGGAUCUCAAGGCGCACGCUCGCCGACUCUUCCCACAUUUGGAUAUUACUGGAAAUCUUCUGAUUCCCGACCCGGAUAUCACAAUCCGUGAGCUUCAUCCUCAAGACGAGUUCCUUAUCGUAGCAUGUGAUGGGGUGUGGUGUCGCCUCACGAACGAGGAAGCUGUUCGAAUCACACGAGCGGCGCUACGUCGCUACGGCGGUGAUCCGCAAGCAGCGGCGACAACGCUGGUGCACGCCGCGCUUGCUGCCGGCUCCGGCGAUAACGUCACCGUCAUUGUGAUUGUCUUGUCGCGACCCGACCUCAUGCGCGACGUCACGGUGCACGGUGGAAGAGCGUUUCAGCACCUCAGCUCUAUGGCUCUGAACGAAACAACGUCCUCAUCUGCGUCGACCGGCGAGCAUGAUCCGGAAAUGCCCUCGCGAGAUUCGAGCCAAUCGAAUCUCUCACUGGCUUCCGAGGAUAAUUCUCUGUAUAAUGAACAAGAGGACGUUUCCGCAUAUACCACGGAACUGGGUCCUACUGGGCUCGGUGGGGAACCCGCGGAAGUCGUCCUUGGCGACGCACCCGAGGAGCAGUUGAACACCCUGUCCCUUGGGGAUCACAUGCGAGCCGCAAGCGCCGACGAUCAAGACCGCCAGCGCUCUACGUCGAAAUUCGGCCUGUUUCAGCGCAGACCUCGGUAG